ACUCACUCCCCCCUGUACCCAUUCAUCACUCACACUUUCUCUUUACUCAAUCCUCUAUUCAUUUUUCUGUGAAAGCUAUAUACAAUGGCACCAAAGGCAGAGAAGAAGCCAGCUGAGAAAAAACCAGUAGCAACAGAGGAGAAAAAGGCAGAGAAAACCCCAGCAGAGAAGAAACUAAAAGCGGGCAAGAAGCUCCCAAAGGAAGCCGGAGCAGCAGGAGCUGACAAGAAGAAAAAGAGGGCAAAAAAGAGCGUUGAAACCUACAAGAUUUACAUCUUCAAAGUGCUGAAGCAAGUGCACCCAGAUAUUGGUAUUUCUAGUAAGGCAAUGGGGAUCAUGAACAGUUUUAUUAAUGAUAUUUUUGAGAAGCUUGCUCAAGAAUCUUCUAGAUUAGCUAGGUAUAAUAAGAAGCCAACAAUUACUUCAAGGGAAAUUCAGACUGCCGUGAGACUCGUGUUGUCUGGGGAGUUGGCUAAGCACGCUGUGUCUGAAGGGACUAAGGCUGUUACUAAGUUUACUAGCUCUUAGGUUUUUAUUUUGGGAUUUUCGGUGAAUGUAAAGGUUCUUAGUUUUUGGUGUUUCUGAUUUGUAUUUGUCCUUGACUGAUGAAGUAAUGCAAAUGAAUGAAUGGUUUUAUCUUAUGAAAUUC
Nicotiana tabacum (common tobacco) is the source of this 649-nucleotide messenger RNA. RefSeq names its product histone H2B. Gene Ontology annotation, molecular function: protein heterodimerization activity; structural constituent of chromatin; DNA binding. Gene Ontology annotation, cellular component: nucleosome. Lineage: Eukaryota; Viridiplantae; Streptophyta; Magnoliopsida; Solanales; Solanaceae. The record is from RefSeq and is a predicted model, not a curated record.